Epinephelus lanceolatus (giant grouper) is the source of this 4824-nucleotide messenger RNA. RefSeq names its product serine/arginine repetitive matrix 4 (gene srrm4). Gene Ontology annotation, cellular component: nucleus. Gene Ontology annotation, molecular function: mRNA binding. Lineage: Eukaryota; Metazoa; Chordata; Actinopteri; Perciformes; Serranidae. Gene Ontology annotation, biological process: mRNA processing; regulation of RNA splicing; neuron maturation. The record is from RefSeq and is a predicted model, not a curated record.
GGCUGAGAGACACAAAACAAGCUGCUCUCCGCUGAGCUCCUCACUUGAUUUCCACUCACACUCUCCAACGCACAUUCACGCCUGCCCUCAGACACGCCGCGACACUUGCCUCGGCACCCGCUCAGCCCUGAGCCGGUGUGCGUAGGCGUCCAAUCAUCUCUACACCAAAACAUUGCACUCCAGCAACAAGAAAUCCACUUGGUCUCUCUCACCCCUCAGGACUGAAACAUGCUCCGUCUCUUGUGAGUGAUGCCUAAUUCUGUGUGAGGCUGCCGGCAGGAGCACGCGGGAGAACAAGGAGCGCUCCGACUCCCAACCCUGACCCCGUCCCAGAAAGCAGCAGAUGUGAGAGAAGAGGAGAGGCGGAGAGAAAGAAACACAAUCUCCCCUACCCCUCCUUCCUUCAUCUGGAAGAACAAUACCCAGCCUCCAGUUGGAGAGGGUCAGCUUUUGUCCCUCUCCUCACGCUCAGAGCAGACAGACGCGCUGACACAUUGACCUGCUGCUGUGAGAGGAGAGGACGCUGCAAAACAGUUGCUGCAUGUUUGAUUCAGUACUUGGACAGCUCCUGAGCGACAACCAGCCCGGCUGUGUGUGUGUGUGUGUUUGUGUGUGUGAUUCCAUGAGUGUGUAGACUCUGUCGUUUUUGAUUCGGAGACCAAAGAAGCACAGAUGGAGCCCCCGUGCUCGCUCCAGCUCGGCCCCUGUGGCCCCUCUCCAUCCCUGGGAUCGCAGAGCAGCACUGUCGGCUUCCAGCAUCUGGGAGAGAAGCAGCUCUUUGAGAAGUUUUGGAAGGGGACUUUCAAGGCUGUGGCCACCCCGAGACCGGAGAGCGUCAUUGUGGCCAGCAUCACCGCCCGCAGGAGGGUGAACAACUUAGAGACAACAGCCUGCCAGCCGCUCAAGACUGAUGAGAGGAAGUCUGCGGACACCAGGGUGGACACGGCGGACAGGAACGGCUGCAUCAAAGGAAAAGGACGCAAACACCACAGUCAUCGCAGGGCCAGGAGCCCCUCCUUCGAUGAGGAACUCUCCCCUCGGCCCAAGGGGAAGAAGAAGAAGAGAAAGUCCGAACGCAAGAGGAAAAGGAAAAGGUCUCCUUCCUACAGCCUGUCGCCUCUGAGGAAGAAGAAAAAGAAGAAGAAGAAAAGCUCCAAGAAAAGCAAGCGGCAUAGGUAUACCUCCAAAAAGUCAAAACACAGCUCUUCAAGUUUAAAACAUAAGAGGAAGGAUGAGCGCAAACACAAGAAAAGUUCACGGACUCACUCACGGCGGAGGCGGCACUAUCGGAGGUCAGACUCGGACAGUUCUUCUUACCAAUCUUCCACAGAGGACAGACACCAUCUGCAGAAAUCUGUGGUACAUCAGGCAUUAGGAGACCUGGCAGCUGUAGUAGAGGAAACCAACGGAGUGCUUGACCACACGGACAUGAAGUGGAGACCAGCAACCAAAUCAGUGUGUAAAACGGCUCCAAAAUAUCGCUCCAUCCUCUCAACCGCCACCAUUUUGUCGCCAAAACCUGGAAGCGAGCUUUUACGUGGAAAAGGGUCUCAGCAUUUAGCGAGCCAGACCGAAGGUCCGCACGAUUACGAUUCUGGGAAUGACACAUCUUCGCCGCCGUCGAGCAAAACUGGUGUUUCUCAGGCGAGUGUCACUGACAACAAGAGGAACCGCUGUAAACGUCUGGCCUCGCCAGAGAAGCUGAAGUUCACUGACAGAGACAAUGCCUCUGAUUCAGGAAACUCUGUGACCAGCUACGCUUCCCUGUGCAAACCUUACGGGGAGGACGGCCUGUCUGCAACCCUUUUCACUGGAAACGGCAAGAGAGAGCAGAUAACUUUGGGGUGUCGGGUAGAGGUCAUGAGAUCUCCAAAGACUUCCAGCUGCUCACAGAGGAUGAGAGAGACGUCUCGAAGACGACUGAAAACCCGGUCAUCCAGCAGCAGGAGCAGAUCCUCGAGGAGUUCUAGAUAUUCCGGUCGCUACUCUCGAAGCCUGUCACUGUCAUCUUGCAGCUCGUACUCACGCUCUCCAAGUUACUCAGCUGAUCUGAGGCGACGAGGCAGUGUGGCCAGCCUGAGCUCCAGAGGAAGCUACUCCAGACACAGCGCUGACAGACUACGAGACAGAAAGAGAACACACAGCUCCAGAGACACAGAUAUGAAGCACACACAUAAGGUCAGUGGGAAGAGACAAAGAAGGAAAUCCUACUCUCCUAUGAAGAAAAGAAGGAGAGACUCACCGAGCCAUCUGGAAGCACGCCGAAUCACAAGUGCCAGGAAGCGACCCAUCCCUUACUUCCGACCGAGCCCUUCCUCCAGCAGUCGGUCCACCAGCGUGUCGUCCUGGAGCAGCCUCUUCACCCGCAGCCGCAGCCGCAGCCCGAUCCACAGCAUCACCCGGAGCAGGAGCCGGAGCCGCAGCCACAGUUACUCCUCCUACAGGAGCUACAGCCGCAGUUCAUCCUGGAACUCAAUCUUUGGGACCCGCAGUCGCAGCCGGAGUCGAGGUUCGUUGAACAAACGCAACAAAACCAGGUAUUAGGUUUCUGAGAGCACAUUAAGGGACUGAAGCUCCGGUUGUGUUUCCAUUUGAGAGCGGGGACGGUGGAUGUUGGAGGAGCAAUCGAGUGUGUGCGUCUCCGUGCCCCUGCUUUGACGCUUGAGUGGAAAUGUCCCCGCAGGGGUCCAACCACAUCUUUCAUUGAGGCAGUCCUGUUCACUCUGCCCACAGAGACCACUGGAGACUGAAUGUCUUUUUGUUUGUUUGUUUUGUUCUUGUACUGCAUCCUCUUGCAUCAGCACUCACAAUGGCCUGAGACUGUUCAUCUCUCAGAUAUUUACAACAGGAACUGCACAUAAGACAGAAACAGUGUUCCUGCAUUUGAUCAAUGCACAUCGCUGUUCUUUAUUUUAUGUCCAUGCACUUCCCAUUUAAUUUUUCUUUUAAAUUAAGGCUUUAACAUUUUUAAUCUUAGUAUUUAUUUUAAAAUGGUGCAUAAUGAGGCCUGAACGUACCAAGAAGAGUUGAAAUGACUUUAUUCUGAUGUUAUUUUUGGGGGGCAAUGUACAGUAUGUGUUAGCUAAUGCAAGAGCAGAUGCACCAGGUGAACGUCGGGCAUUUACUGUCCCACAGGUCUGUAUGUUAUGGAUUUUCCCCCAAGAAGUGAAGCAUUGAGGUAACAUUUGAGCCGCUUGAUCUGAGUGUUUACAAAUGGCUUCAGAGGGAUCUUUGUCAGGGAUAAGGAAAAGGUUUAUUGCUCUGAUCUCAGCACUUCACAAGCCGGAGAGCAGGCGCGUUUCCUCUGAAAAAUGAAACGGCGAGGGUGGCCUGACGGCGAGCAAACUGCCUGUCAGCUCAAAUGUCAAAUUAAUUUAUCCUCUGAUCAAGUGGAAAACAAUUGAAAUGUCAGUCCGUGUAAUACAACAGAGAGCGAUCGAAACGUUGCGCAGGGGACAGGGAGGGGGGGAUUCAUUUGACAAAAUCUCCCUGUGUCAGAGGAGGUAUUUCCUUGACAACUCAUGGCGAAUAAAACAUAAUGAAUUUUAAGGGAAAAGGAUACUUAAAGGUGAAUAUACUUGUACUUUUUUAUCUACUUCAGUGCUUACAAUUUAUUUUGGGCUGGCUCUACUAAUAUAUGCAAGUUUCUGCAUUUUUAUUUGAUAGUUGUGAUUUGAAAAGAUGGCACAGAAAAAAAAACGAUAAUGUUUUUUUUUUUGUUUUUUUUUUUUUGCUACAACACUGGAACCAAUCAAAUCAGUGAUGUUUUUGUUCUUGAGUUAUAUCACGACAGAAGGUCAAGUUUGUAAUUGUGCAGCACUGCUCAUAUUUAUUACUUAUUUAAUAUUUAUUGGUUUGUUGUCCCUCUCAGUAGUGGUCAAUCUUUCUAUGCAACACUGUCAAUUUAUAGUUAUUCUGACACUGCUGUAAUUUAUUUUUGGUUUGUUGUAAAUUAUUCUUGGGUUUUGCCACCUCACUCACACAUAAACCUCAAAGUAGAAGCAAACAGUCAAAAGAUGGAGUAGCAGAUAAAAAGGUCUGACCUUUUGUUUUGGGUGCUUGACCUUAAAAGAAGCUAAAGUUUGAUAUUUUGGGAAAUAUAGUUGUUUUCUUUCUUGCAGAGAGUAAGAUGAAACGAUUGAUGCCACCUAAUUGCUACAGCUAGCAGCCGGCUAACUUAGCUUAGCAUAAAGACUGGAAAUAGAAAAGCAGCUGGCUUUCCUAUCAGGAGGUUCAUAAAAUCUGUCUACCAACACCUCUAAAGAUUACUCAUUAAAAUAUAUCUCAGGUGUUAAAUCCUUGCCAAAAGCUGUAGGGUAAGUUGGGUAUUUUUCAAGUGACUAAUGGAACAAGUAUUGAGCGAGAGCGCUGCAGCCUGCAGUGGCGAGACUGAAUUGAGCGCUGUCAAAGAUCAUCCACUAAAAGUGUUGUUGCUUUGCCACUGACAGGCGCAGAUUAUUUUUCUAAGUGUCUAACAACAUUAUGGAAAGGAUCCCUACUAAUAUAGACAUUUUUGUUAAAGAGUAAGAUCCUUUUUGUUUAACCAGAAAGAGCCCCGAACUUGCUGUUGCCAGUUACACCAGACUCCACUUAAAUAAACAGUAAUUUUAGCGACUGUAAAACCAGCAUAUUUACACAUCUAACUGCAUGAAUUAAGGAUUUAUUUCAACCAAAUCAGAGUUAGUGAUUGUUGGAACAGCCAUAAGAUGAACCAAAAUUGUGUUUGUGAGGUGUGUUUAGUUUCUGUCAGCUUUGAAUGAAGUGUGUUUUACAAUAAUAAAGUUGCUGUUUAUUUAAAUGGAGUUUGGUGAGUUUUGUUAUACC